Puccinia triticina is the source of this 1869-nucleotide messenger RNA. RefSeq lists its product as uncharacterized. NCBI's taxonomy places the organism in Eukaryota, Fungi, Basidiomycota, Pucciniomycetes, Pucciniales, Pucciniaceae. The transcript has a single exon. The record is from RefSeq and is a predicted model, not a curated record. The coding region runs from base 1 to 1869 and encodes 622 amino acids.
AUGAAAUGGGACAAUUCUUUCUUUCUUGGUUUUGUACUGCUCAUCAUCGCUUCCACCGCCAAGGCAACUGAUCAGUUCCAGUACCCUGUCCGAAAGCAUUUGGAUCUCUCAACAGAAUUGUCCUUGAAAUUGAAUUCAAAUGAUGAUUUCAUACAUCCCAAACACACAGAUGGAUACAUCAAGUCGCGAGAAUACGAUUUCAUGUCUCUUUCUACGCAAUCAACUUCAAGUGGACGUGGAAAAGCCCUCAAAACCAACGAAGAAUCCAAAGUGUUCUCCCCCGAAGACGCAGCCGGAACUUCAGCAAGACGUCCCGAAAGCAGUUUCUUGUAUCGAUCGCUCACCAAUUCCGAUGCCGAAAGUCAGAUGGCCAGCAACCUUCAGAUAAGAAAAAGGCCCAGCAGGCCAGCAAUAUUGCAAUCAGCAAGCCAGAGACUUUGGGAUACGAAUGUGGCCACAACUAGACUAGAUGAUCAACCAAAAUCGCAACCAGACGGCUGGUUCCUGAAGUCCGCGGAAAGGGCUUCCACUCAAUCAAGGGUGGAGCCCCUCCGACCUGAAGAAAUUUCUACAGCUCAAGACUUACUGUCUAAGGUUGGCCAACAUCAUGAAACCUCUUCGGUUCCUCAUCACUCUUUAAUACCCGAGCCAGAAAUACAGGCAGUCAGAAAAAGUUUCAAUCUGAGAAAUAAUGCGCCGUUUGAAACCAUCGAAUCUUACCAGCCAACAUCUUCACAGUUCAAGGCGAUGCCCGCAAUAAUCAAACCAGUUGCCCAGUAUCCCCGUCCCGCUACCGGGGUUACUCCAAGAAUGAACACCAACCCAUGGGAAGUUUUGUCACGGUUACAGCCUCCUGGUCAUCUCAGAAUGUCUCAAUCCCAUUUGAUCUCCAACAUUCAAGAUGAUAUCCUAGUCAGAUUCCCGAAAUCACAGCAAUUGGAAUUGUCAAAUAAUACACCAGAAAUCUUGACUGAUUUGGAAAGAGCUGGGAUAAAUCUUGGAAACAUGGAAGAAGAAGUUGAAAGCUCAAUGUAUCUUAAAACUCAUUCCCAAAAAAGCACUACAGCCAAUGUUGCAAGGUUAAACUUUGACAUGGAUAUUUUCAAGAUUGAUGAUCAAAUCAAGAUACCCCCUUCAAUCCAAGAAGACAACAUAUCACACCUACGCAACAAGCUGAAAAAACUCCUCAAACCUGUAGAAGGGGAUUUUUCAGAAGCAGAUCAACUUAAAACAGCCGCUAGUAUUUUGAGACAGCAUCAUGAAGGAGCGUCAGCUGGAGUGAUUUCACGCAGAAUUGAAAUGUUCAUGUAUUCUAUGGAUACUUGGUACAAAUAUUGGAAACAAGCAGCAAAUAUUGACAUAAAAAACUGGGAUCGUCAUGAUUUUUUCUUUGGAAUUGCUAAUGUUGGCCCCGUUUUCCUGGUUUAUGUUGAGAUUCUUAUUGCAAUACUACCUACAAAGAAAUCCCAACAAUUGGAAGAGAUCCUUGACUAUCAAAAAGAAAUGGCAAAUGCCAUGAAAUUGCUUGAAGAAUUCAGAAACUACUUUCAAGACCCUCAUUCAGUCAAAAACGUUGGAGAAAUCUGGAAAUCAAAACGGUUUGCAGCUGAAGUUUUCUCCUGUAAAAAGAGACAAAGAUCAGCGGGUAUGUUGGUGUGGCACAUGAUAGAACUAUGGAUGGAAAGGGAACAAAAAACUCUCUGGUUGACAUUCAAAAAUAAAGAUGGAUACCAACUCACCAAUCAUUUGAAGAGAUUUGUGAAUAACAUCUUUUUCUAUGGAAUCAAAGGUUUGACAGAACAAGCCCAGAACAUCAUCAGAAAACAAAGUAUUCAAACCCUCAGACAAGUCAAUAAAUUGUUCUCCUGA